Molecule: messenger RNA, 581 nt
Organism: Aaosphaeria arxii CBS 175.79
Lineage: Eukaryota; Fungi; Ascomycota; Dothideomycetes; Pleosporales
Exons: 1
Coding region: 124-546 (140 amino acids)
Source: RefSeq, a predicted model, not a curated record
CACAUACACUAUCCAACGCCAAACCAAUCCUGGACUCAUUGCCAAGCUCUUACAGUAUCCUCCGUAUGUUUGAAAUGGCCAGGAAAUGUUCGCAAACGGUCAAUCCUCUCAAUCCGGUAAAAGAUGCAACCUCAGCACUGCCACCAUGCUGCUUGUGGUGCGAAAAUUACAUUGCUGAUAGCCCUAUCCUACGAGUACCUAUCCUUAUUGUCGUAUUCUAAGAGAGGGCAGCCAGCCGUCGCAGGCAAGGAGUACGGCGCAUACGGUGCAAUUCAAUUAUUAUUUUUAAUAGGCAGCGGAGCGUUUGCCAUGGGCAUGGGCUUGGUGGUGGUGGUGGUGGUGGUGGUGGUGGUGCAUUGCGUGUCUCAGUUGCUUCCUUCAAACCUGAGCCGUGGCAGCGUGGCAGGCUACUCAUUUCCAAGGCUACCCAAGAUAUUACCAUCAAGAGGGCCAGCACCAAAGAGAAUUAAAAUGGCAAUGUUGAAGAUCAGGCCAAGGACUGGUCAGUAUUUAUUCGGCUUGCUUCAUCCUCGUCCUGUUCUGUGAAUACGGUGCCUUGUAAUGACUACUGCACUGCCUAG